GCGGAGACGUCGAGGCACCCAACUCUUCUUCCUACCACGCUACCACACGAAACGUUACAAAAGCGAGUGGGUCCCGGGUUGACUGGCUCAUAACUCGUUGGAUAACUUGAACAGCUAGUGGCGAUGCUUCAUUGUACACACGAGGCCUGGACUGUAGCGGCCGGCGGCACUCCCCAUGACCCACUUGCACAACUCCAGCAGAGACGAGGCUGAGGUCUGGCUGAGUAGCCGCGGAGCCGCGCAGGGUCAUGCAGUGGACGGACCGCACAUUGUCGCCAUGGACCAGAGAGAGACGCAGAGCCAGGAGGCCUACUACCUGUUCUUUGUGGGCAGUCUGGGGAUGGCCCUCAAUAUACUCGUCAUCACAAUGAUAUUUAUCCGGAGGAACCUCAGAAGAAUGACAAGCGCCUUUCUCGUUCAUUCUGGGUUUCUGAACUUACUGAAAGCGGGUUUCUGCAUCCCGUUCGGCCUGAACCUCCUCUCCGAAGCAGACGAGAAGAGCCCACCACAAAACUGCAGGCUGCAAGGGUCCAUCUACAUCGUGCUGGUCACCACCUCGGCCGUCAACAUGGUGGCCAUGAUCUGCACGGAGGCGUAUACCUUCGGGGAGAUCAACGUGGGCGGUAACUCGCACGGCACCAGCUGCUGCAUCAUGUUCGGCCUGCUGGUGGUGUACAUCACCAGCGUCAUCCUGCACCUGGGGCCGACCCUGAUCGGCGGCGCCAUCAAGUACAACCCGCACAUCGGCAGCUGCGCCUUCGAGCUGGGCAACAUCACCGGCUACGUGGCCAACGUCAUGUGGAUCGUCAUCAUCACCCUGUCCUUCGUGGGCGUGGGCCACUUCCUCAGCAAGCUCUACAAGGAGAUCCAGCUCAACAAACCCAACAGGGUGUCCAUGCUGGUCCGCCAUUCCAUCACCAUUACAGAGGAGAUGGCACGCAAGCCGUCGGCCUGUACGGUCCAGGAGAUGACUCAAGAGGCCAUGCACAGGGCCAAAAUCUUCGUCAUCACGGCCAUAGCCUUCGCCCUCUGCUGGUACCCGUUAUUCCUUCUUAUCCUAAUUGACAUGCACUUCCGGGUCUCGCCAAAGGUGUAUCAAGCGUUCAGCUUCAUCGCCUGGACAGAAGCUUUAGUCGAGCCCAUUAUCCUUAUAUGUUUUGACCGGAACCUGAACCUGCUCGCCCGGUUCAUGUACUGCGACAGGGAUCAGUUCACGGCCGCGCAGAUCGCCUUUCUCAUGGCACAGCACCGGCAGCAGCAGCAGCAGCUCCACCACCACCAUCACCACCUGCAUCACCAUCACGAGGACGAUGACCAGGUGGACGCCUCCCGGCAGAGUUCCAUCGACGCCGACGACGCAUUCCACUGCGGCGCGGCCCACGCCCUUGGGGAGUGCAGCGGGUGCUCCACCAGUGGCGGCGAGCCCCACCACCAUCACCACCCUGCGGACCCAGGGCUGCCCAACUCGAUUGUCCCAUGCCGGCACUGCUGUCCGACCCCGCCUCCACCGGGUGAGACGACGCCACUGAGGUCUCACCACCAUCAUCACCACAGGCCACACUCGCCCAGCGGCGACUCGCCAGCGUGCACCAGUGCUCACGAACUUCGCGGUUUCCGCGAUUUCCAGCCGCACAUAAUCCCGGACGAGGUCGUCGCCAUGGAGAUGAACUCUGCCCCUUUCCGAAUCGAGACCGAGCUUAUAGCACGAAAACAAAAAGACUCUGCCAGCAGGCAGGGCGACAUACAAUGCUAAACCGGCAAAGCUUCAUGUCUUUAGGAAUCGAUUCUAUCCCAAGAGACCAUAUAACCGUUUUGUAUUUAAAAAUAUAUAUUUCUACGCUAUACGACUUAAUGGAUCCUAGUAUCGAUGCAAAAGGGCUGGGCCCCGGCAUCAGAAUAUAUUUGUCAAAUCUUUGAACUGGAUGGCUCAGCUUAUACCACAACGAAAGACGCAAUGUGUAUAUUCAAAUUAACCCGUUCGUGUCCUCUUAACUAAUAACAUUUGACGGAUAAUAAUGAGUGUGUAUUAAGAAGUAAUAGUGGGAUUAAUACAAGGAGCAAAUCCACGAGACGUGACGUGGUACUCGACAUUUUCAAAAUUAACCAAUCACUUUUGUGAACGUAACGAGUGUUCGUGGAGCAGCCAGGCCAUGAUGAAAGUUUUAAUACAGUGAUAUAUGCAGACACCCCCACCCCCCAACCCAAUUUUGACUCCUUUGUUUUACUGGACCGUUUCAAAGUGGGUCUGUUCAAGAGUGGCUAAUGAAUGGAUGAAUGAUGUCCGUGUUUCUGAUCCAAUGUUCAUGUUACACUCAUUCUGAACGUUUUGUCGAUAUUGGGAGAGUGCGAAAGUGGGGCAAUGGAUGCAUGACUGGCUAACGUGAUGGGUGAAAGUCCAGCAGUCUUUUGAUCUUGUUUAAUAUAGAUCUAUAAGCACAGUGAGUGAACUCUUGGUAUAUGCCAGACGUCUCAAAGUUGCUUCUAGUUGGUAAAUCUAAGAGUCAAAACAUUCUAAGAAAAUGAUCAGCGUCUGAUUGCCAAUUCCUUUGUCGCCUGGCGCGAAUCAAACGACAAAAAAGGUUAAAGGAUAACUUUUUAUAAGGGUUUGUCUUAUUUAACGAUAGCAGGCAUUUUAGUUUUACAUCUAAAUCUACUAGAAAGCUUUAUGUUUUUGUCUUUUUAUACAGGCCGUGCCUGGAAAAAAAAUAUUUUUAAAUUUCUCGUUCCAUAGAGCUGAAUAAACUUGAGAUUUUCUAACAUGGCCGAGAAACUAAGCUUUAAAUAGCAAACGUCUUGGUGUAUCCGGCGUACAAAAUAAAGAAAGUGUUGAUAAGCUUUGAUUUUAAAAAGAGAAUUUGAGUGCACAAUUUCAGCAUCAUCUUUUAACACAACAUGAUUUCAAUAUGGAGGAAGCAGUUGACUUUUAUUCUAGGACUUAAACAAUUAUUUUAAAACAAAUAUGGAACUGACUAAUUAAUAAAUGAGAUUUGAUAAGAACUCUUCAUUAAUACUGCUAAAAAUUUCUAAAACUAUUGAUCCAUUUAUUUUCAUUGAGUUGGCAACAGUGAAUUUCAAAUGAUCGUCCUUGACAUUGUUUAGUUUGUCGUGAAAAUCUCCAAUUAGCUUGAUAAAAAAGGCCUUGACCAGUCUAUAUUUUUAUAGGUCAGUAAUCUUUACUAUUAUUUCGAAACACAAAACAAUAAGAUAAAAUUGGGCGAUUAACCAGUAAAAUAUUAAAAAAUACUUUGGGGGAAAAAAAACACAAACAAACUAGGCUUAUAUAUGGGAAAGCACCCCACAAUUACUGCCAAAGCUAUCAAUACUGCAAGAUGAAUCACCCUUUUUUAACAUAAAACACAAUUAAUUUAUUAUAACUAAUUAAUCAACUAGUUGGUUAAUGUUUUGACUGAUUCGUUUGUUGUCAUCGAUAAUGAAUGACUCGCAAAUUUUCAGCUUGACUCAUAAUUUGGGAGCUGGAGAAAUAACGUGUUCAAGAUUUACACCAGACGGACAGACUGAGUUAUAAUAAGCUUUGUGAAAAUAAGCCUAAGCCAUGUGAUGGUCUAACCUCUAACUCAAACCUAACGACAAGAGGGGCCUUGGUGUAAUGAGCAGUGGAAUUGGUCUAUUUCCUAGAUCUAGAUGUGCCACACUUCUAGAACUACUUUGAAAUGGUCCAGAUAUGAUCCUGGCAUUACUACAGUUUGUUAUUUUUUUACAGUACUGCAGUUUGUUUGUGUGUUUGUUGUUGUUUUUAUUACAUUAUGGAACAUGCGCAUUUGGUGUAUUUUUUUCCGGAAGUGGUGAAUGAGGUCGUUGCCAGGGUAACGAAAUGAAACAUUGUCCUUUGUUUAUCCCUUACAAACAAAAUUGUAUAAAUAUUUAUAUACUGAAAGUCUGCUUUUGAAAUGUGUAUUUCUUUUCUUUCCUAUGCAUUCGCUUGUGACCUAUAAAUGUGUAGAUAUUACAGACAAGAGUGUAUGUGAAGGACCCUAUUUCAGCGUAUGUGCAUAUGUGUCAUGACAUUGGUGUACAUGUAUAUCGGUUGAAUGUUUUCAGCGACAAGUGUAUGACAUGUACACAGUAGAAGUUUUUUUUUUUUGUCUUCCCUCCGAAGAAAUAAAUUAUCAUCGAAACUUU
Biomphalaria glabrata is the source of this 4140-nucleotide messenger RNA. RefSeq lists its product as uncharacterized. NCBI's taxonomy places the organism in Eukaryota, Metazoa, Mollusca, Gastropoda, Planorbidae. The transcript has 4 exons. Gene Ontology annotation, cellular component: membrane. Gene Ontology annotation, biological process: G protein-coupled receptor signaling pathway. Bases 176 to 1753 code for a protein of 525 amino acids. Gene Ontology annotation, molecular function: G protein-coupled receptor activity. The record is from RefSeq and is a predicted model, not a curated record.